CUCUGGUUUCAGCGCGUGGCAUAACGACCAUCCACACUCAACCUAUCUGCCAACUUUUCAACCUCUCCUGAUUGCUUUUAACCAUUACAUGCGCACCUCACAUGUCCCAUCUUGGAGUUGGAUACAAGCCGGGUGACAUUGUGAGUGCAAGCUAUAGUUUUAAGAAGGAUAAACACGAAGACCUCUCAUUCAACCGCAAUGAACAGCUACGGAUUCUGAACAUAGCCAAGGACCCUAACUGGGCGCAUGCCAAAAAUGCGAACGGCGAAACUGGUCUCAUCCCACUCAAUUAUGUCAAAUUGUCAGGCACCUCUUCCGUUGAUCUAACCUGCUACCAAUGGUUCCAUGGUCGCAUCUCUCGUGCCGAAUCGGAAAAGAUCCUCGCAGGUCACCCACCUGGCAGCUUUAUGAUUCGCAACUCCGAUCUUUUCACUGGUGACCUCACCCUGUGUGUUGUUGGGCCACCCCAGUCGUUGGAUGCUCACCUGAACGCAAUGAACGGCGGCAGCAACUACCAGGUAUCGAUCAAUAUGGACGACCUACCCCUAACCAACGUACAACACUAUCACAUCAUUUGCAAACAUGUAAACGACAUGGCGCCCGCCACGAGCCGUGCCCGUGACAUUAACGAGGUGACCACACAUUACAGUUUAGACGAAUAUGAUUGGUUCACCAAUCUUCAGGAUUUGAUUGAGUAUUAUGCCAUUCCGGACAGUGGUUUGGUCGCCCCAUUGAAGUACCCAGUCCCUGAUCUGCUUCGUGAGCGUUUGAAACGUCUACGUGAAAGUGGUUGGCUCAUCUCUAGAAAGGAGUUGGUCCUCGGCGAUCAAAUUGGACGUGGUGAAUUUGGUGAGGUCCUACGUGCAACGUAUAAGCAUACGGAUGUCGCGGUGAAGAUUUGUAAAAAGACCGCGUGCAAACUGGCCGUCACCUACGAAGCGGCAUUGAUGACCAACCUCCGACAUCCGAAUUUGGUCUCUUUUGUUGGUCUCGUGUACGAACCGGAAGAUAAUGCAAUCUAUCUCGUUACUGAAUACCACGCCCAGGGUAAUCUACUUACCUACCUUCACUCUCGUACUCGAGAUGAGGUCACCGAAAAGGACAAAUUACAGUUCAGCAUUGACGCAUGCCGUGGUUUGUCCUACUUGGAAGAACGUGGUAUAAUUCAUCGGGAUAUUGCUGCUCGGAACAUCCUUCUGUCUGGACGACCUCCACGAAUCGUCGCCAAAGUAGCCGAUUUCGGCAUGGCUCGAGACCUAACUCACGCGACCCCGUAUCCAAACGGUCACUAUGCAACCGGGGCUACAUCCCCAAUGGUUACUUCUCCUGCGUCGACUUACGGUCGAGAUCCGUUGGAUCAUGUCACCCCGUUCUCUGAGCGACACUGCGCCUAUUCGUCCGAGUUGGAAAGCUUGGACACGAUGCACAGUUUGUCGUUGCACGACAAUGCCGCAAUCCCAAUCAAAUGGUCCGCUCCAGAAGCCGUGCGGAAGCGGCAAUUCACAAUCAAAUCAGACGUGUGGAGCUUUGGCAUUCUGUUGUGGGAAAUCUACUCUUACGGUCGUAUUCCUUAUCCUCGAAUGCUUGCAUCGCAAGUUCUCCCCCAACUGAAAGCUGGCUAUCGCAUGAAAGCCCCAGAAGGCUGUCCUCCGGAGAUCUAUCGUCUGAUGCGUCAAACGUGGAAUAUUGAUCCGGAAGAGAGGCCUAGUUUUGCUACCAUGCUGACCGAAUUGACUUCCCUGUCGACAGUGCACCCCGUUUCCACCGUUGAACGGGUCCUGAACAUACGUUCUCCGUCAGUUGGUCGAACUCCGGUGUCUAUGAGCUCAUCCGGUACGUACGUCGUCGCGCUGGCCCCCAGAGCCGAGAUAGAUGACGAUCCAUGGUUCUCACGGUCGGAAAGACGACGAAGCCUCUCGAAUGGGCAUGGAAGCCUUCGGACGGACAAUUUGGAGGACUUCGCUGAAUCCUACCGAGUUUUGACCACACCAAGACUCCCGCGAGCAUAUCAAACCCUUACACAAAAUGAAGGCAAACGAAUGAGUCGGUCGUUUACUCUCACCAAGGCGAAUAUCGACGAUCGAUCGAAUGGGGCUAACGGCACCACUGUGCUCAUUGAGAAUGCAGGUCAUUCAAUUAAGUUACUUCAGUCCCGUUGAAAGUGCGUGCACGCAUGUCAUUAUCAUUAAUUUAUUGCUUGUGACCACGGCACUGGAAUACCAGCAAUCAGGACCAUUAUUUUUUCGUCAGAUUUCCCACCUAAUGUGUUUCUUCCAUCUUCCCCCGCCUCCUGUACAGCCACAUCCUUGUCAUUAUUCAAACAAAUCUCUCCUAAUGAUUCUCCACGUGUUCUUUUUUCCUGUGAAUACCACUCAAUUGUAGGUGAUGCCGGAUAAGACCUGUGACCAACCUGAGUUACUUGUUUUCGCAUUCCAUUUCAUGCGCCUACGGUUCACUGGUAUUCAUACUCAAGCCUUUCCAUCUUAUUGUUUAUCAUGAAACUGCUCGCAUCAGUUACCCGCCUCCUUCUCUCUCUUUAAUGAGUGGUACUGUUUUUUUUCUUCAUUUCUUUCUACUCGUUCAGACGCAACGUAGAAACAACGCAGUAUGUCCCAUCCUCUUCCUGAAUUCGUAUCUAUGGUUCAUUCUACCGGUAGGAUCGCG
This is a messenger RNA of Opisthorchis viverrini, 2664 nucleotides long. RefSeq lists its product as hypothetical. Gene Ontology annotation, molecular function: protein binding; protein tyrosine kinase activity; ATP binding. The record is from RefSeq and is a predicted model, not a curated record. NCBI's taxonomy places the organism in Eukaryota, Metazoa, Platyhelminthes, Trematoda, Opisthorchiida, Opisthorchiidae. The transcript has 9 exons. Gene Ontology annotation, biological process: protein phosphorylation. The coding region runs from base 102 to 2159 and encodes 685 amino acids.